Messenger RNA from Lates calcarifer (barramundi perch), 2766 nucleotides. RefSeq names its product heparan sulfate (glucosamine) 3-O-sulfotransferase 3B1a (gene hs3st3b1a). Lineage: Eukaryota; Metazoa; Chordata; Actinopteri; Centropomidae. The coding region runs from base 336 to 1448 and encodes 370 amino acids. The transcript has 2 exons. Gene Ontology annotation, molecular function: [heparan sulfate]-glucosamine 3-sulfotransferase activity. The record is from RefSeq and is a predicted model, not a curated record.
GUGAGCGCUCACACACUGAGAGCAAGUGAUGGGAGACUAAACUGAGUGCCUGACGCGCGCGUCGCUCCCCUGGCGAUAUAUCUUUUUUUCACUGACUGUUCUUUUUAUUUUAACUUUAACUUUGAGAAUAAAACUAUCCACUCUAUUCUUCAAACAGACCUAGGAGUGAAACGGGAGGUGAACGCGCGACUUACAAUCCAGUAUCAGUUCCCAUACAGGGUAUACAAUUUGGGGAACUGCGCACCGAUUGUCCACUAUCUGAGCCAUGGCAGACGAGUGAGGCGCCUUUGCCAAAAUGCCUGUUAACCGGAAUAUAACUUUUUCACGGCGGUCUUAUGGAAUAUAGUCCGAUUUUACACAGCCUACAUGUUGUGCCAUCAUCCCACGUGAAAAACAAACUCUUCGUAUUCUGCAUAAUGCUGUCCCUUUGGGUGUAUAUGAUUUACUGCUGCGUUGGCUACUGCUCAACUAUGCCGAACCUGGCGUACGGCUCGGUGACCAGGCACGAGAGCGACGCAGAAGUUGACAAUCAGGGUUCCUCUUUAGGGGCGUCCAGGGACUUACUGAAUAACGAGAACGAUUUGGACAGCAGAGGAGAAGAGUGGGAUGAAAUUAGAGGCGAGGCGAAGGCGCUGGAUGAUAAUGCCAUGUCAGGUUUCCUCAAUGAGUCGGAAAGUAAAAAGUUGCCCCAGGCGAUUAUCAUCGGGGUGAAGAAAGGAGGGACCCGCGCGCUGCUGGAGUUCCUGCGUCUGCAUCCAGACAUCAGAGCGGUCGGAGCCGAGCCGCACUUCUUCGACCGCAACUACGACAAGGGACUGGAGUGGUACAGGGAGUUGAUGCCCAAGUCAUCAGAGGGCCAGUUGACCAUGGAGAAGACCCCCAGCUACUAUGUCACCAAGGAGGUCCCUGCUCGAAUCUACACCAUGUCCAAAGACACAAAGCUGAUUGUAGUCGUGCGGGAUCCUGUCACACGAGCCAUCUCAGACUACACCCAGACCCGCUCCAAGAAGCCGGACAUCCCCUCUUUCGAGAGCCUGACCUUUAAGAACAUGUCGGCGGGUUUGAUCGACACCACGUGGAGCGCCGUUCAAAUCGGCAUGUAUGCCAAGCACCUCGAGCGCUGGCUCCAGUUCUUCCCCAUGGAGCAGCUGCUGUUUGUUAGUGGAGAGCGUUUGAUCAGCGAUCCCGCGGGUGAGAUGGCUCGCGUUCAGGACUUUCUUGGGCUCAGGAGGGUGGUCACGGACAAGCAUUUCCACUUCAACCCAGCAAAGGGCUUCCCCUGCCUUAAGAGACCCGAGGGGAACAGCAAGCCGCACUGCCUGGGCAAAACCAAAGGCAGGACCCAUCCUAAUAUUGACCCAGAGGUGGUGCAGAGGCUACGGGACUUUUAUAAACCCUUUAAUAGCAAGUUUUACCAGAUGACUGGUCAUGACUUUGGCUGGGACUGAGAUGAAAACUUUGAUGAUGGACUCAUGCUGGUUCCUUGUCUGUGUUUUUUUUUCUUAAAUAAUUUUAUCAUUCUGGAGAUAUUGUUAUACAGUGUAUGUACAGUAUUUGGUGGAUAUGUAAAAAGUUCAGAAGUCUAUUUUAUGAUAAUUUAUUGUUAUGAUAUUAGCUCACUAAGCUGCCUAACCAGGUUUAUUCAUGAUCCACUACACACGUUUUUGUCCAGUUUUAAUUCUCAUUACAUACAUAAACAUUUUUAUAAAAGCACAAUGUUUUUACGGGUAUUACGAGCAGGGUCAGUAUCCUUCUUUUUCAACUAUAAUUUUGGCUUCAUGUGGAGAACAACCUCUCUUUUCUUUCACUUUCCCAAAUGCUGCUUUUGCUUCACCUUAAGCUGAAUGAGAUCCAACUUAACAAACAACUGGUAAUGUCCCCUUAACAUUUGCCUGACCCUCAGUGGUCUAUGGACCCACUUAGUCAGGUCGAUACAGGCCUCAGUUGAUCCAGUGCCACUUGCCAGGUGGAUCAAUACAGUUAUAGCUCCUAAUCAUGUCAAUUAGACCUGAGUGAUGGCACUGCCUUGAUCUCUCCAGCACUGCAAUAAAACAUUGAUCCAUUAAUGGCAGUAAGUUUAUGGUUGACCCUCGAACCAACUUCAAGUUAAUAUAAUAAUAUAAAUUUCCACUGCAAUGUUUGGACUUAACCACUAUUUAUAUUGUUUCUACGAAGGAAUGUUGAUUGGGAUCCAAUAGAGGCUGCUGUCACGAUACUUUUGGGAUGUUCUUAUCCUUUUCCCAGAAACCUGCCGUACAGGUUUCAUAACACCCAAUCAUUUAUUGCUCUCUCCAAACAGAAAAUGAUUCAUGUGACUCAGUCACAUUCACUGAUCUGUGCGGAGAUGGCACAUAUGGAUCAUUCUGUGCAGUGGUUUUAACCACAGGUGAUACUAGAUGUAAUAAUGAUGCCCUACACCCACGAUACAUGAGCUGACAGAGUGAUGGCCACAUGAAAACAAGUGUUUCUUUAAAUAUUUGUAUUCUACUUUCAGUUAUAGCUGGAGAGAAUUAAAACCAACCUACCCUCAGUUGAUAUUUAAGUUUCAUGUAUGGUUGAGUUUUAUUCAACCUUUUUUGUGUCAGCAUUUUAACAGACAUCAUUUCAUAAUGACGCACUGCGACCCCAUUGUUGUUGAGGCACUACCUUGCUGUACACAUUGCAAAUAUGGAAAUGAAGCAGUUUGACUGAGAAGUUGAUCAAAAGGUGCAGUCAUGUCAUUUUUAUGAAGUAAGAAAUAAAUAUGUUUUACCAAAAAUCAUAUAA